AUGGUGGGCUUAUACCAGCAGUCUACAUCCGGUGAGCCCGACUACAGCAACUCAAACUCAGCCUAUGCCGAGGGACCGGACGGACCCGACUUCCAGACUCUGUUGCUGCUGUUACAGAGGUUAGAUCUGGUGCUGCCAUCGGCAAAACAGCCUGCUGUGACCGAUGACUUAGAGCUGCUGCGGCUGACGACCGCAGGUCUGUUCCUGGAGCCACUGCCCCCUCUACCCCUGGCGAAGCAGUCCACAGCUGCAGGGAGCGAGGAGGACGUGUGUUGGAUCAGGCUUGUUUCUGGAAAAACACCUGAAUUCUUGGGAGGAACAUUUGCCUUUGAUUCUAAAUUUGUUAUCAAGACUCCUCACAUUACAGCAAAACAAGAGCCUGGAUCAUUUAUUCUGCAUAUUCAUGAGACAAAGCUGAGUGAUACUGGACUUUACUACUGUUUAAAAGUAAAUUUACUGGACAUGACAUUUUCCAAAUCAACACUUCUGAGAGUUAAAGGACCUGAACCUGAUAUCACUGUUGUCACUCAAGACUUUCCAUCUGAUCCAGUCCGUCCAGGAGACUCAGUGACUCUGCAGUGUUCAGUCCUCUCUGACUCUGAGAAGAAAACAUGUCCAGAAGAACACAGAGUUUAUUGGUUCAGAGCCGCAUCAGAUGAAUCUCAUCCAAGUUUGAUUUACAGUCAUGGAAACAGUGAUGGAUGUGAGAAGAGUCCUGGAGCUCACUCUCCACAGAAAUGUAUCUACAGCUUCUCUAAGGACGUCAGCUCCUCUGAUGCCGGGACUUAUUACUGUGCUGUGGCCACAUGUGGAGAG
Molecule: messenger RNA, 816 nt
Organism: Epinephelus moara (kelp grouper)
Lineage: Eukaryota; Metazoa; Chordata; Actinopteri; Perciformes; Serranidae
Exons: 3
Biological process (GO): response to bacterium
Source: RefSeq, a predicted model, not a curated record